UAUGGGAAAAUGUCAGGCCAUGCACAAAUAUGUUGGUGUUUUUCUUGCACUUCUUGUUGCUUUCAACCAUACCCAUCUAACUCAAGGAAGGAAGAUCAUAAAACCAUUGAACACAAACAACAUUACUCUUGAUCAUGAUUCAAGCAGCGUUGGCGAUUCCGGCAAAAAAUCAAUGGUGGUAUUAUUGGAGAGUUUAGAAGCUAAGAAAGUUUCUGUGAAUGGUGUUGGGCCAGGUCCAAGUCCUGGUGCUGGUCACAGAAAAACUGACGGAAAAGAUAACGUUAUGAAAUCAAUGGGGGCGGUAGUAGUAGUAGUUAAGAAUAAUCAAGAUGUUAAAGAUUCUAUUAAUGGGGUUGGUCCAGGUCAUAGUCCUGGUGUAGGGCACAAAAAUUAAACCCAAAUUCGAAAGAAAAAAAAAAGGAUAAAUAGUUAAAUUAUUUAGUCGUGGUUCGAGGCUUGGAAAGGAUGGCACGUGCCUUCCACAUGCAUGUCUGGGUUCGAGAUUGGAGGUGUGUUUUAGUGCAUGUAAGAUAAUUUGUUACCUAGUAUUUUGUAUUUUCUUUAAGCAGUAGCAAAUGGUUUUUCUCAUUGACGUUGCUCUUCAUCCUAUAUCUCA
Arachis stenosperma is the source of this 616-nucleotide messenger RNA. RefSeq lists its product as uncharacterized. Bases 2 to 394 code for a protein of 130 amino acids. The transcript has a single exon. NCBI's taxonomy places the organism in Eukaryota, Viridiplantae, Streptophyta, Magnoliopsida, Fabales, Fabaceae. The record is from RefSeq and is a predicted model, not a curated record.